This is a messenger RNA of Anguilla rostrata (American eel), 2249 nucleotides long. Its product is annotated as serine/threonine-protein kinase pim-3-like. Gene Ontology annotation, biological process: negative regulation of apoptotic process; regulation of mitotic cell cycle; protein autophosphorylation. The record is from RefSeq and is a predicted model, not a curated record. Gene Ontology annotation, molecular function: protein serine/threonine kinase activity; ATP binding. The transcript is spliced from 8 exons. Bases 97 to 1527 code for a protein of 476 amino acids. NCBI's taxonomy places the organism in Eukaryota, Metazoa, Chordata, Actinopteri, Anguilliformes, Anguillidae. Gene Ontology annotation, cellular component: cytoplasm.
CACCCAGCUCAUAACCAGCUGCCCAUAUGAACCUCAUUAUAUACAUACCCAGCUCAUAACCGGCCUGCUUUAUCUCAUUAUAACCACCCCCAGCUCAUGCACAUUCUAGCCAACCUGCUUGACUUCCUCUCUCUACAGCCUGGACAGGAAGUCAGAGCACCUCGGGAGGUGGGGCUAAUGGGGCUUGUGAAUGAGAACGCGGGUCAUCUUAACAUCCUGCGGCUCCACGAGUGGUUCGAUGCCCCAGACUGCUACGUUAUGGUGUUAGAGAGGCCUGACCCCUGUAGGGACCUGGCGGGUUUCUGCUACCACCAGAACAAAAUGAUGGAUGAACAGCAGGCCCGGGCAGUGAUAGAACAGCUGCUUCACGCCCUCCUGCACUGCCAGCACGCAGGAGUGUUCCAUCGGGAUGUGAAACCAACCAACAUCCUGAUAAACACGGAGACCCUGCGUGUCAUCCUCAUUGAUUUUGGGUGUGGAACUUCCUGGACGGACGCUCCUUACAGUUCCUUCGCAGGCACCCCUGAAUUCGCACCUCCCGAGUGGUUUGCGGAGGGACUGUACCACGCUGGGCCCUGCACAGUGUGGUCCCUCGGGGUCACAGUGUUUGGCAUCGUUUGUGGAUACCUGCCAUUUAACCCGAACGAUGGCCAUGAGAGCAUGAGCAGAGUCCACUUUCCUACAGGGCUGUCCUCAGAAAUCAAGGACUUCAUGAGCAGGUGUUUGGCACCGGAGGUGAAUGAACGAGCGACGCUAGAAGAGCUCCAGCGUCACCCGUGGCUCCACCCCACCUGCUUAGAACAAGUCGGAUUCAGGAAGAGGAAGAGGGGGACGGAGGAAGAUGGAGAGCAGAAAAGGAGCUCCUCUGGCUCUCUCAUUCCUGCAAAGUGCCUCCGGAAAGGAGGAGAAGGCCAAGGCCAUGAAGGAAAGGGGCUGAGUGAACAUGGUCCCCAGGCCCCCGUACUCAGCCUUGGCCAUGAGCAGCGAGGAGCACGCUGCUCGCUUCGGAAGCUGGAGCCAACAGGGGAUGACCAUCUGAGCCACGCCCAAAGCAGUGAACAGUUCCUAUCCGCCUGUUCCUCUUUGUGGUCGUAUUACAGCUGCCAAUUUUCAGGUAGGAUCUAUCAUGUGCUACUACAUCAUACAACAGAAAAGCCCCAGAAGGCUGGUGUGAAGAGGAAGAUGGAGUGUGAAGAGCAGGUAGUGGUGCAGGGAAAGAAUCUGGGUCCCUACAGCGGGGCCAGACCUGCAAAGUGCCCACGGGAAGAUCAAGAUGAAGAUCACCUGCUGAAACAGUCUGCUCCUGCCUGUGGGCGUAUUCUGGCUGUCAGUCCACAGAGCCUGGAACCCAGCUGCCCACUGUCCACCCAACCAGCUGACCCAGCUGACCUCCAUCCCAUGCUGGACUACUCAGGGCAUGGGGCCCUAGUAUUUUCACUGGAUGGGCCAGAGGAUGCACUACUCUGCCUCGGUGAAGACCACCUCCAGGACCAUGAACCCAAUGUCCUCGUGGGGUGGAUAAUAUAAGGUUGAGGCAGACUGUGACGUAUCCACGUGUCGGUGCCAAACAGAAACUAAGCAGCUCAAGUCUCUUCAUCGCUGUUUAAUUUUCGGUUUGGCACCGACACGUGGAUGCGUCACAGUCUGCUUUAACCCCAUAUUAUCCUCCACCUUCCCAGCCUGCCUUAACCACACCCCCUUCCCAGACAUCAUUGAACCCUGUUGUAGCCCCGGCCCCCCAUCAGACGCAACUGACGCAGCAAGUGCCAAGGUGCAUGGUGUGCCCCACUGCAGUCUGCAACCACAUACGCAGGUCACCAUGCUGCAGGAAAGCUCGUGGACCGUACGUUUGUAAGCCUUGUUGAAGUACAUAUUGUACAUUUUAAAUAUUCAUAAUAAUAAUCCAAGGGCAAUAAGAAGUAAAAUACAACCUGGGGAAGUUCCAGGCACCAGACAUCCUGCAGUUUUGUUUCGUGCUCUUUGGUGACGCUCCCUCAGGAGAGAUUUGUUUCUGUGCUGCAGCCCCAUCAAGCCAGGGAGGCUGUGCAGGAAACUGGCCAGCGGCAGAAAGCCACAGUGCAGCCGGAGAAGAAGAAUAUGUACAUAGUUGGAUCAAUGUAGAAUGUGGUUGUUGUAAAACUGUAUAUGCAUAUCAGAGAGCUUGCUGCUUUGUUUUAGUAAAAGCACCGUACUAAUGUAUUGUGAAUUCUCUUCACGCGGCGUGUAUUAAAGAGUGGCUUAUCACUGUG